UUCAAUAUAUUUUUCUGUCUGCUAACCUGGUCAGCGGUAUACCCCAUGGGACGUUGCCGAACGUUGUCUUGUAGCGUCUGUCAAGAAGAAGAAAGUUUCUGUAAACUAACUUUUCAAUCCGGCGGGUAGAGAGACCAUCUCAACUACCAAAAUGCCGACGAUAGGCAAGAGUUCGAAGAUGCUUCUGCAUAUCAACUAUAGGAUGCGAUGCACGCUUCAAGAUGGCCGCGUCUUUAUAGGGACAUUUCUUGCCUUUGAUAAACACAUGAAUGUCAUAUUAGGAGACUGUGAUGAAUUUAGAAAAAUAAAGGGCAAAAGCAGUAAAGCCCAGGAGCGCGAGGAGAAAAGAGUUCUUGGCUUGGUAUUACUUCGAGGAGAACAUCUCGUUUCUAUGACUGUGGAUGGGCCACCAGUCGCUGAUGACAAAUCCAAAAGUCUUGGAGCAAAUGCUGUUCCUGGCACAGGAAUGGGUAGAGCAGCAGGACGUGGUGUUCCCGCGCCCAUCGCACCGACAAUACAAGCUCCUCCUGGUCUGAGUGGCCCUGUCAGGGGAGUAGGGGGACCCGCCCAGCAGUUAAUGACACCCCAAGGCGGACCACCUGGCAUGGGAGGACCCCCCGGUAUGCGGCCGCCACCACGAAUGGGAGGUCCACCUGGAGGUCCUGGCAUGAAUGCAGGUCGUGGUGGACCGCCCCCUGGUAUGAUGAACAUGGGGCCACCAAGCCUUAUGGGAAGAGGUGGCCCCCCUGGCAUGGCCCCACCUGGUAUGAUGCCCCCAGGAAUGAGAGGCCCCCCUGGACGCAUGCCUCCACCUGGUCUGAUGGGAAGAGGUCCACCGCCCGGUAUGAGACCACCUCCCCAUUAAUCGCACUGGAUAAGGUGAUUUGUGCAAAGCAAGUGUAUACGACAAGAUUAGGUAUCUAGUUGCCCUAUUUGGGCAGAGGCUGGUCCAAAAAAAAAACCUCUCGGUAGAUCAGUAGAAAAAAAUACAAAUUCUUGCUCUACACCUCAUACUAUAAGAUGCAUUGUGGUCUUAGCUUGAAAUGUGAGAUGCAAAGAUCAGUAGUAGGUGAAAUUUUGAGUUCACAUCAGAUUCAAGCUCUACUUUAUCAGAAGUAAUACCAUGUUCUCUUCUCAAACACUGUUAUAUUACUCUUCUACACAAUAAUGUAAAUACAUUCAUGUUUUUAAUGUGCAUUGUAAUAAAACAUUGGUUUCCUUGAA
Messenger RNA from Nematostella vectensis (starlet sea anemone), 1224 nucleotides. Its product is annotated as small nuclear ribonucleoprotein-associated protein B. Gene Ontology annotation, molecular function: RNA binding. NCBI's taxonomy places the organism in Eukaryota, Metazoa, Cnidaria, Anthozoa, Actiniaria, Edwardsiidae. Gene Ontology annotation, cellular component: U1 snRNP; U2-type prespliceosome; U4/U6 x U5 tri-snRNP complex. Bases 152 to 865 code for a protein of 237 amino acids. The transcript has 6 exons. Gene Ontology annotation, biological process: mRNA splicing, via spliceosome. The record is from RefSeq and is a predicted model, not a curated record.